Molecule: messenger RNA, 1461 nt
Organism: Macroventuria anomochaeta
Lineage: Eukaryota; Fungi; Ascomycota; Dothideomycetes; Pleosporales; Didymellaceae
Product: salicylaldehyde dehydrogenase
Exons: 4
Coding region: 1-1461 (486 amino acids)
Molecular function (GO): succinate-semialdehyde dehydrogenase (NAD+) activity
Source: RefSeq, a predicted model, not a curated record
AUGACGAAUGAUACUUCAUACACCGUGCCCCUCCUUAUCAACGGGAAGGAGGUCACCACUAAGACGACGUUCUCGAUCACUUCUCCCUCAUCUCACAAGGAGAUCUGGCAAUCCUCAUCUGCAUCCUUGGAGGACGCUAAGAAUGCCACCUCAGCAGCACAGGCUGCGUUCCCAGCAUGGGCCAAGAUGAAGCCGGCUGCGAAGCGCGACAUCUUCAUGAAGGCUGCCGACAUUAUCGACUCCCGGAAAGACGAGCUUGCCGACUACAUGAAGAUCGAGAUGGGUGCUGCUGAUGCCUUCAGCAGUGGCUUCAAUGUCCCUAAGUGCGCUGACAUGCUGCGAGAUGUUGCGGGCAGACUGAGCACGGUCAUGGGCCACAUUCCUACUUGUGAAGCGGAGGGAACAGCUGCGCUGAUCGUCAAGGAGCCAUGGGGUGUUGUUCUUGCAAUCGCGCCCUGGAACGCCCCAUACGUUCUUGGUAUGCGCUCGAUCCUGUAUCCUCUCGCAGCAGGUAACACCGUCGUUUUCAAGGGAUCGGAGUUUUGCCCUCGCACAUGGUGGGCCAUUGGCAACAUCCUGACUGAAGCUGGCCUUCCUGCAGGUGUUGUUAACGUGCUCUUUCACCGACCUGAGGACGCUGCUAAGGUCACAUCGGCUUUGAUUGAAGAUCCUGCUAUCAAGAAGAUCAACUUCACUGGCUCCACGGCUGUUGGACGUAUUAUAUCUUCGCAAGCCGGCAAGAACCUCAAGCCCGUUCUCAUGGAGCUUGGCGGUAAGGCGAGUGCCAUUGUCUGUGCUGAUGCAGACUUGCAGAAGGCUGCUACACAGUGUGCCCUUGGAGCGUUCUUGAACUCUGGCCAGAUCUGCAUGAGCUCCGAGAAAGUGCUCGUGCACAAGAGCAUCAAGCUGCAAUUCCUUGAGGCUUUCAAGGGUGCUGUAGAAGGUAUCUUUGGUGGUGACAAGCCGGCACCCAUAACGGUCAUGCCUGCUGCAAUUGACAAGAACAAGAAACUGAUCUCUGACGCCGUGAGCAAGGGCGCCAAGGUCGUGCACGGCGACCACGAGAAGGAGGAGGUACACCCAGAGACCAAGGAGCCUUCCAACACAAGAAUGCGUCCUGUCAUUGUUGAGGGCGUGAAGAAGGAGAUGGAUCUCUUUUACACCGAGUCUUUCGGGCCCUCUGUCUCCCUCAUUGAGUUCGAGACCGAAGAGGAAGCGAUUGAAAUCGCCAACGACACUGACUACGGUCUUUCCGGUGCUGUCUUCACGGAGAACCUUGGUCGUGGUUUCCGCAUCGCAAAGCAGAUCGAGACUGGUGCUGUACACAUCAACUCGAUGACUGUCCACGACGAAUGGACACUGCCGCACGGCGGAGCUAAGGCAAGUGGAUUCGGUCGCUUCAACGGCAACUGGGGUAUCGAAGAAUUUCUGAGAACAAAGACUAUCACCUACCAGGAGUAG